AUGGCUCCAAGCAUGAGAGACCUGCAACUCACUUCCCUGGGGCGCCUGAAAAGAAAUUCAGGCGACAUGGAAGAGGUCAGGCUCCUUGAUGAUGAAGACGAGCGGGAAAUAGAUGAAGAGCUAGGGAUAAAACGGGAGAAAAAUGUUCAGCUCAGAGUGAUUGGUAUGACCUGUGCUGCUUGCUCCAACUCUGUAGAAUCUGCAAUAUCCAACCUUCCUGGUGUCUCUCGAGCUUCGGUUGCCCUUUUGCAAAACAAGGCUGAUGUUAUAUUUGAUCCCUCAAGGAUCAAGGUUGAAGAUAUUAAGGUUGCUAUUGAAGAUGCUGGAUUUGAUGCAGAAGUUCUUCCUCCUGUUCAUCUCAAAGUACCAAAAUCUCAAGCCACUCUUGUAGGGCAGUUCAGAAUUGGAGGUAUGACUUGUGCAGCCUGUGUUAACUCAGUCGAAGGUAUCUUGAGAAAACUUCCUGGUGUAAAACGAGCAGUUGUUGCCCUAGCCACCUCAUCAGGGGAGGUUGAAUAUGAUCCCAAUGAUAUUACUAAGGAUGAAAUAGUUGAAGCCAUCGAGGAUGCUGGUUUUGAUGCCUUAUAUAUACAAAGCAAUGAGGAAGAUAAGGUUUCCUUUCGGGUUGCUGGGUUGUUUAGUGAGGUGGAUGUACAGCACAUAGAUGGCAUGCUUAAGAGCAUAAAAGGAGUGAAACAAUUUUUAGUCAACAGAAGCUUGGCAGAGCUGGAAAUACUUUUUGAUCCUCAAAUCAUACAUUUGAGAUCUAUUGUAGAUGCCCUUCAGAAAGGAAGCAAUGGAAGAUUCAAAGCUAUUCUUCAUAAUCCUUACACAAGACUUGCUUCUAAUGACAUGGAAGAAUCCAUAAGUAUGUUCCGGCUUUUCACAUCCAGCCUGUUUCUCAGUGUGCCCGUGUUAUUCAUAGGGGUUAUUUGCCCUCACAUUCCUCUUAUAUAUUCUCUACUAGUACGGCAAUGUGGGCCCUUUCGGAUAAGUGACUGGUUGAAGUGGGCAUUGGUGACUCCUGUUCAGUUUAUUAUUGGAAAACGCUUUUAUCUGGCUGCCUACCGAGCACUGCGAAACAGAUCGACUAACAUGGAUGUAUUGGUUGCACUUGGAACUUCAGCCUCUUACUUUUAUUCAGUGUAUGCACUUCUUUCUGGUGCACUCACCGGGUUCUGGUCCCCUACCUACUUCGAGACAAGCGCUAUGCUGAUAACAUUCGUGUUGUUUGGAAAGUAUUUGGAGGUUGUUGCAAAAGGAAAGACUUCAGAUGCUAUAAGGAAGCUCAUGGAACUUGCUCCAUCGACAGCUUUGCUGCUUGUCAUUGAUGCAGAAGGAAAAUGUGUUGAAGAACGAGAGAUAGAUGCAUUGCUUAUCCAUCCAGGUGACAUCCUGAAAGUUCUCCCAGGUUCCAAGGUUCCUGCUGAUGGUGUUGUUGCAUGGGGCUCUAGUCAUGUCAAUGAAAGUAUGAUUACUGGGGAAUCUUCCCUUAUUUUGAAAGAGGUGGACUCAUCAGUUAUUGGAGGAACUAUGAACUUACAUGGUGUCCUUCACAUAAAAGCAACUAAAGUGGGAUCUAAUACCGUUUUGAAUCAAAUAAUUUCCCUCGUUGAGACAGCCCAGUUAUCAAAAGCUCCUAUACAGAAGUUUGCUGAUUUUGUGGCGAGCAUUUUUGUUCCUACAAUUGUCGCAAUGGCAUUGCUGACAUUGCUGGGAUGGUAUAUUUGCGGUAAACUUGGAGUAUAUCCAGAGACUUGGCUACCCGAAAAUAGCAACUACUUUGUAUUUGCACUUAUGUUCGCCAUAUCAGUUGUGGUGAUUGCAUGCCCCUGUGCACUUGGAUUGGCUACCCCAACUGCUAUCAUGGUUGCAACAGGCGUAGGGGCUAAUCAUGGAGUUCUUAUAAAGGGAGGAGAUGCUUUGGAGAGGGCUCAGAAAGUUCAGUGUGUUGUCUUUGAUAAGACAGGUACCCUCACGAAGGGGAAACCUGCAGUUACAAGUGUUAAAGUUUUCUCUGAAUGGGACCUUGGAGAAUUUCUCACUCUAGUUGCUUCUGCAGAGGCUUGCAGUGAGCAUCCAUUGGCAAGGGCUAUAGAGGAUUAUGCCUAUCAUUACCAUUUUUUUGGCGAGGCUCCUACGAGUAAGAAUGUCAUACAGAGCAAGGGCUCGAAAGCCUCAGGAUGGUUGCAUGAAGUCGAAGGGUUUUCUGCCAUGCCUGGGAGAGGCGUGCAGUGUUCAAUACAUGGUAAAAUGGUUUUGGUUGGUAACCGUAAACUGCUCUCUGAGGCUGGUAUAACAAUACCAUUACAGGCUGAAACUUUCUUGGUGGAGAUGGAAGAAUGUGCAAGAACAGGCAUUCUUGUUGCAUAUGAUGGAAUUCUGGUCGGUGUUCUGGUGGUAUCAGAUCCUCUUAAACGAGAGGCAGCUGUUGUCAUAGAAGGUUUAAAAAAAUUGGGUAUUGAACCAGUCAUGGUAACUGGCGAUAAUUGGAGGACGGCGAGAGCUGUUGCUAGAGAGGUGGGUAUAACAGAGGUGAAAGCAGAGGUAAUGCCUGGUGGCAAAGCCGAGCUCGUGCGCUCCCUCCAGAAAGGAGGCACCACUGUUGUCGCCAUGGUCGGUGAUGGAAUCAAUGACUCCCCCGCCCUCGCGGCUGCCGAUGUCGGCAUGGCCAUAGGUGCUGGGACUGACAUAGCCAUAGAGGCGGCUGACUAUGUCUUGAUGAGGAGCAACCUCGAAGAUGUAAUCACAGCCGUUGAUCUCUCAAGGAAGACCUUUGCUCGCAUUCGAUGGAAUUAUGUGUUUGCAAUGGGAUACAAUGUUUUUGCGGUUCCUCUUGCAGCUGGGGUUUUAUUCCCAUAUUUGAAGUUGAGGUUGCCUCCAUGGGUUUCUGGGGCAUGCAUGGCUCUUUCAUCUGUAAGUGUUGUUUGUUCUUCUUUGCUUCUGAGGAGGUACAGGAGACCUAGGCUCACCACCAUUUUGGAAAUUACUGUUGAAUAGUAGUGAAAUAGGUUCAAACCCAUCAGCUCAGCUGUUGCAACCUUGAGGUAGGUUGGUGGUUUGAGCCGUAGUUACCAUUCAUAAUGAAAAAACAGAGAAUUUAGUAUGUAGAAAUUUGAUUCGAUAAGUGGGCUUUGUGCGAUAGGUCACCUUGAAGGCAAUUCUUGUUGCCACUUGUAAUCUUGAGGUCAUCGGUUUUGAUUCCCAUCAAAAGGAAAAGAAAAAAAGAAAAUGAUGUUUCUUGUCUA
This is a messenger RNA of Amborella trichopoda, 3248 nucleotides long. RefSeq names its product copper-exporting ATPase / responsive-to-antagonist 1 / copper-transporting ATPase (RAN1) (gene RAN1). Gene Ontology annotation, cellular component: membrane. Gene Ontology annotation, molecular function: ATP hydrolysis activity; ATP binding; copper ion binding. The record is from RefSeq and is a predicted model, not a curated record. Gene Ontology annotation, biological process: monoatomic cation transport. NCBI's taxonomy places the organism in Eukaryota, Viridiplantae, Streptophyta, Magnoliopsida, Amborellales, Amborellaceae.